AUGGAACCUAGUUCAAAUAAUAACACAGAUGCAAUAAAUGUUUUACAAUGUGUCUUGCUUCCAAAUUACAAAUAUAUAAUAAGUUCUUUCAAGCAAGAUUUACAUAAUAAAGAUCUUGUUAAUAAUAAUGUUAAAGCUGAAACUUACACAACAGCUGAACUUGACAUGCUUAAUACUCCUUUAAUACUUCUUUCCACAAGCACUUCUAUUGGAGGUUUAUCUCUUGCUGUAAUUCUUACUUUAGAUGAAAAAAUAGAUACUUUAAAAAAAGCAUUAGAUAUAAUAAAAAAUAAGAUGUCAUCAGCAACAUUUGGUGAACAUGGAUCUAGACUUAAACUACAAAUAAUUAUGACUAAUAAUUGUAAGACUGGAAGAAUGGCAUUAAGCCAUAUCUAG
Molecule: messenger RNA, 396 nt
Organism: Cetraspora pellucida
Lineage: Eukaryota; Fungi; Glomeromycota; Glomeromycetes; Diversisporales; Gigasporaceae
Source: the annotation of a GenBank genome assembly